Molecule: messenger RNA, 2559 nt
Organism: Coniosporium apollinis CBS 100218
Lineage: Eukaryota; Fungi; Ascomycota; Dothideomycetes
Exons: 5
Coding region: 1-2559 (852 amino acids)
Biological process (GO): double-strand break repair; DNA double-strand break attachment to nuclear envelope
Cellular component (GO): nucleus; Cul8-RING ubiquitin ligase complex
Source: RefSeq, a predicted model, not a curated record
AUGGCUACCGACGGCGCCGGCGGAGAACCCACAAGCUCAAGCCAGCCGCUGUUCUACGGCAUUGCCUUUACCAUCAUCCCAAGUCCCACCUUGACCCAGCACCACGCAACAGAGCUCGGAAGAAAGCUCGAAGCAAACGGCGCAGUCUUCAUCCCACUCGAUCCCGAAACCGGCCACGUCCAAGAUCUCGCACUUCUCAGCCAUAUCGUCUCCACAACCUCCGACUUCCCAGACUACCACAACGCGUUCGACAAGUUCGUCCACGUCGUCAAACCGUCAUGGGUAGACGCGUGUAUCGUCAAGCACAAGCUUGCGAAUCCCCGCCAGUACAGCCCGGACCCCACGCUCUUCCUAUCCGAUGUCACCGUGACGUGCGCCGACCUGCCUGAGGGCGACAAGGAGGGCAUAGCUGGCGCUGUCCUAGCUAUGGGCGGGCAGUACUCUCCGGCACUGUCAAAGAUGGUUACACACGUCGUAGCUUUGACCGUGGAUAACGAGAAGUGCGAGGUUGCGUUGAAAAAGAGGCUGCGGUGCAAGAUUGUGCUGCCACACUGGUUCGACGACUGCUUGAAGCUGGGCAGGCGUAUCCCAGAGGAUCCGUAUCUGCUGCCGAACCCGUUGAUCCUAUCAAACAAAGAAGUCCCUCACAGGAUUCCUUCGAACAAGGAUGUCCAAGGGGCAACCUCUCCAGUUCCGCAAGUGUGGCCGCCGGUUUCUGUCCCUCCGCGGGUGCUCGAUGUGUUCAAGGGAAAGAAGAUCAUGUUCUCUGCGGACCUGGAGAUGGGCCAACACCUGUACAACACUUUGGAAGAGAUAGUGGACUACGGCGGUGGCGAACUCAUAAACCUCAUUGAUGAAGCCGACACAUACAUCUGCAACUGGCGCGAGGGUCAAGACUACGUCAAAGCGUCACAGGCCGGCAAGGCCGUGGGCAACGUAACGUGGUUAUACUACCUGAUCACGCAUAAUGCCUGGACCUCGCCGAUGCGUCGCCUCCUGCAUUAUCCCCUGCCCAGAGGAGGUAUCCCGGGUUUCGAAAACUUCAAAAUCAGCUUGUCAAACUACACCGGCGAAGCAAGGAUCUAUCUCGAAAACCUAGUGCGAGCGACCGGCGCCGAGUUUACCAAGACAAUGAAGCAGGACAACACGCAUCUCAUCACGGCUCACCUGGCGAGCGAAAAAUGCGAGGCCGCCAAGGACUGGGGCAUCAAUCUCGUGAACCACCUCUGGCUCGAAGAGAGCUAUGCCAAGUGCAAGCUCCAACCCCUAACAAACCCACGAUACUCCCACUUUCCGCCUCGCACAAACCUCGGCGAGGUCAUCGGCCAAACACAGCUUGAUCGCGAGGCAGUCGAGAGGCUGUUCUUCCCACCUAAUCCCAUGCAGCCAACCCCUAGCAGUGGAGCGCCACCAAAGACCAACGAAGAACCUAACGACGACGUCGCCGAUCGGCCCACCCCGCUGGCGACCCGAGCAAAGCGUACUCGCGGCGACUCAGAUAUCCGCACGCCAGCUGCGCUUCGAGAGCUUGAAAGCAAAGAAAACGAAACACCUACAAGCACUGGCAGUCGCGGAGCGAAAAACCGGGCACUUUCAAAACUGCAUGACGCGGCUGCAGACAUUGCGGUGUACGAGAAAGAGAGGAAGCGGGUUGGUGGUGUUGUAUAUGGCAGAGACCGAACUAGUGGCUCACCCACCGUUGACGAUAAGACCAAAGCGAAAGAGGAGGCAGCGAGUCGCAAGCGAACGCGAGACGAAGACCAAGAAGCGGACGAUGACGACGAAGACUCGUUUGCAGACCAAGUGCCAAAGAAAGCCAAGAAGGCACGAGGAGCGAAGAACCAACCACCCAUUCAAUACCGCCUGAUGCUAUCGGGAGACGACCGAUGGGUAGACAAGCCGGGCAAGGAGUCCGCCGACAAGAUCAAACUCCGCGACAUUGGCAUCGCACUCACGCAAUCCCCGACCGAAGUAACCCUCCUCUGCGCGCCGCGCCUAAUCCGUACCCGCAAAUUCGUCGCUGCCCUCGCCGCCGCCCCGACCGUCGUCUCCUCCGGCUUCCUCGACUCCUGCCUGCGCUGGGGACGCAUCCCAGACCCGGCAAACUUCAAGCUCGUUGACCGCGAGACCGAGGACAGGCUCGGCAUUAAGCUUGACGAGGUGCUGGAGCGCGCAAAACAGAACCGCCGCCAGCUGCUUAAGGGAUGGCAGAUCUUCUGCACAGAGACCAUCGGCGGCGGCUUCGACACUUUCAAAGACAUCAUCGCGGCGAACGGAGGCGUGUGCGUGCCGUGGAAAGGGGGGCGCGCGAACCAGACGGCGCGCAGGAGGAUCAGCGACGAGAAGGACGAGGUGAGUCGAAAUGAAGAGGAAGGGGAGCCGGAGGCGCUGUAUUUGCUCAGCGGGACGACGGCCCAGGAGAAGAAGACUUGGGACGCUUUCAAAACGAUGGCGACGAAGCAGGGCAUGCUGCCGAGGAUUGUGAGACAGGACUGGAUCUUGAAUGUGGCGAUGGCGCAGCAGGUCGUUUGGGAUGAGCAGUAUGAGCAGGAGGAGUAG